GGAGGCAGCUCCCGGCCGGCGCCGCCCUCUGCCUCUCGCCGUCACUCCCUCCCGCACGCCGGCGCUCCAAGGCCGCGCUUCCUGCGUCCGCAUCCCGGUCUCCGAGCGCGCGGCGCGCCGUCUCCGCCGCCGCCUCCCUCGACCGAGAUUCCCCCGAGGCCCCAGCCCCGCGAUCGCGCCAGCCCCGGAGGAGGCAGCCCGAGGGGGCCGGGGUCACGGAGCCCUCAGCCCCCGGCUACCUGACCGAGACCGAGCUGGGCUCGCCGCCGCCCGGGUAGAUCCUGAACUCUAGAUUGUACCAUGAAGGGUCAUUUCCGGGCUGCCCUGAGCUGUGCCAGGUGACAACAGACCCCCCGGCCACCGCUGUCCACACGGGACGCCUCGAAUUUGCUGGAAGCCAUCCCUCAAGAGUGUGGCUGCUGUUUUCCUAGUGCGGCGCUGAGGACUUUGUUCAGUGCACUCAAGGGGGUUUUGUUGCUGCUGCUGCUUUUUAUUUAUUUAUUUUCUUCCUUUGAACUGGGCUGUGCCCUGUUUUCGCUGGCAUGAUGGCGCAGUCCAAGGCCAACGGCUCACACUAUGCGCUGACCGCCAUCGGCCUGGGGAUGCUGGUCCUCGGGGUCAUCAUGGCCAUGUGGAACCUGGUGCCCGGGUUCAGUGCGGCCGAAAAGCCGACAGCUCAGGGGAACAAGACCGAGAUAGGCAGUGGCAUUCUCAAGAGCAAGACCUUCUCCGUGGCCUAUGUGCUGGUCGGCGCUGGGGUGGCCCUGCUGCUGCUCUCCAUCUGCCUGAGCAUCCGGGACAAGAGGAAACAGCGGCAAGGCGAGGAGAUGGCGCACAUCCAGCACCAGCAGGGGGCCGAGCCUCGUGCCCAGGAGGAAGACAGCCAGGAGGAGGAGGAGGUCUCCUCGAGGUACUACGUCCCCAGUUACGAGGAAGUGAUGAACACAAACUACUCGCAGGCGAGGGAGCAGGACCAGAACCAGAGGAUGAGCAUCUCUCUCCCCUCCUAUGAGUCCUUGACGGGCCUCGAUGAGACGACCCCCACGACCACCAGGGCCGACGUGGAGGCCAGCCCGGGGAACCCCCCCGACAGGCAGAACUCCAAGUUGGCCAAACGCCUGAAGCCACUGAAAGUUCGAAGGAUUAAAUCUGAGAAGCUUCACCUCAAAGACUUUAGGAUCAAUCUCCCGGACAAAAACGUCCCUCCUCCCUCCAUCGAGCCUUUGACCCCCCCGCCACACUAUGAUGAAGUCCAGGAGAAGGCCCCCGACGCCCGGCCGCCUGACUGACGGCGCCUCUCAGGUGUCUUCCCUCCUGCCACUCACCCUCCGCACCCACAGACCCCCAGUGAAGCCACUUCAGCUGCAGAUGAGGAGCGGAGGGGCCAGAUGCCUCCUUAGCAAUUUGGAUGGUGGGGGGUUCUGUGAAUUGGGAGAGACUGUGACGUCUGCGGAACCUCAUGUAGCAGGCACGUCAGACAGAGAUGCUGCCUUGGCUCUCCUGAUGUUGCGGGGCCAUCGAGGGGUGACCCAGGCAUCUUCCCCCUUGUUUUCCUUCAACUCUGAAUUGUCGGCCACAGCACUCCUCUUUCCGGUUAGGAAAGGAUAGCCAGCAACUGGUUAGAUUGUGGUUUUGUCCUGCCUCCGCUUUCUUCACUGGAGUCCUGAACUGUGGGUGGGGGAUAUGACUCAGCUUUGGAGAAAGGACACGGGGCCGUUUUGUGAAGGAAGAGAAUCAAGAGGCUGCAUGAUUAUGUGGGGCGAGGCCCAGGUGGGUCUCUCGGAGCCCCUGAUCCGCCGGGUUGUUGAGGGCCCCAGGCCUGAGGAUGCAUAAGGUCGUAGUCUUAUCUGGUACUCUCUCCUCGUCUCUCCUGUGUAAUAGCAAGAAAGGACAGCUGUGUGGGAUGUUGUGUUCCUUCUAAAAUGCCAUGCAGCCGAGCUUUUUAUAAUAAAAUAUUUUAUAUGUAGGA
This is a messenger RNA of Equus caballus (horse), 1969 nucleotides long. RefSeq names its product transmembrane protein 51 (gene TMEM51). Lineage: Eukaryota; Metazoa; Chordata; Mammalia; Perissodactyla; Equidae. The record is from RefSeq and is a predicted model, not a curated record.